AUGGCCCCGACUGCUGCCCCCGUUACCAAAGAUCCGUCGCCGUCUGCGUCUUCGCCUCCGGAACGCCGUCGGGUAGUGCUCCCGGAUCCCGUUGCGCUCAAAUAUCUUGGAGAGGAUCCUGCCGUCACAGUUGUCGCGACUAGCUGUGUCCUCUAUGGCUACGAGUUAUACCUGGUCGAACAAUGGGCCUGCUCCCGGCUAUCACCCGCUUUGGCUAUCGUUACCUAUACAGGUGAUCCGAAACACUCGAUAGUCGUCGGCGUCCUGGAAGUAACAAAGGAAGACAAGGGCUGGUCCCAACGACUGGAAGCCUACUUUAAGGCAAUACAGCAGCACCAUGCUAGGCCAAAGGAGACAGAGUUGGGUGAGCUCAUGGUCACUAAUCUCAGCAGUUUCCCGUCCGCCUUAACUGUUAUACCCGUUCCCGACGGUGACUUGCGCCACAAUCUGCGCGUCUUCAUUGUCAACGAGAACCUGAAGCGCUUGGGAUGCUCGGGACGCUCAGGUCUCACCUUAUCAGACCCCACGCCCGCCACCCAGGCCAAGUUCACUCAGCUGUACAAGAUCUCCGAGAAAAUCUCCUUUCAGGACGCCGUGGUCGAAUUGGUCAAGCUAUGCCAGGUGGCAUUAUUCAUCUUUGGGCUGCUCGACCAAGUGUACAUUGACGGGCUCCUUUGUGACGUCACGGAAGCAGCCAUCAACAAUUGGUGGACAGAUAUCGGAUCCGAGUACUUUAACGUUGAACCGACAGAUGGAAUCUUGGGGCCAACUACGGUUGCUGCUCUGUUGGGAACCCUGAUAGGCGCCAGGAACCGACUCAGCUAUUGCAAUGCUCCAGUUUCCAAGGAUGUCUUUGAUGUUGACUGCACAAAAAGGGGUAUCGGAGCGUUCCAAAAAUCGCAGAAACUUGAAAGGACACGACGUCUCGACCGGCAAACCCUUCUCAAGCUUCAUCAGUUAACCGCCAAGGCCGCCGCAGGAGAGGGUUGGGGUGUACAAAAGGCCGUAAAGUCCACUGUUGCAGAAAUAGGAGGCAAGAGAGGUGAGCUGGUGAUAGGUAUGGUGGGAGGAAAAGACAAAGGGAACAUUGGAGAUAUCGAAACCCUGGAUCUGGACAAGUUUAUCAACUUGACAACAGGCGAGCGACCGAAGUGGCUAUGGCAUGGCAAACCGAGGAGGACGCUCAACGAUUACGAACAUAUGCUACCUCCAUUUGGCGGGAAAGAUGUUAAAGAUGAUGUGUUAUCACAAGCAGGAAGUCGAAGGACCCAGUCGAUGCUCAUAGACGAGGAACAGGAAGUCAAAAAAGCGACAGAGGAGUUGAUGGGUUCAUACUCAGCACCGACAGCCUCAGCAGCUAGUACCACGGAUAUUCCUGCCGAUAAAGACGCUUUACGCAAAACGGUCUUCAAGAGUGUGGCUGGAAAGGUGAGCGAUGCCCGCUCAGGACUGGGCCGUAUCAGAGAUGCUGUCGGUACGGGUUUACGAAGCCACGUCAACCGCCCAUCCAGAGACGAUACUCCCAAUGCGGUGGCAGCAAUGAGUCUAGCCCCAAGUAUAGCAAGCUUGGCGCAGACAUCUACUGCUCUGACAAGUCCAGUGGCGGUUGGACAGGUAUUCACAUGGCGUUCGAGACCAGAGGAGUACUUGAGAGAGAUCAAGGAAAGGGACCCCAACGAAUCUACACCAGCACUAUCGAUUGCCAGCACCACAGCCGGAGCUCCUUCGACUAUCAGACAGUCAUCAGGCUCACAUCGCAGAGAAGCUGGUAUCACAAGAUCAGAGCCCGGGGUCGCAGAGAAGGCCAAAAGUCUCGAUGCUCCCAUCAUCAACUCAGUCCCAGAUCCCAACGACCUUCUAGGACCCAUCCAAACCCUCGAGCGAACCAUAGAUCUCCCCAUAUCCUUACUCCAUCGCCGCCACAGCAUCCACGGCUUUAGUCCCAGGCUCAUCCUUAACCAGCCUUCCAAGGAAGCCAAAUAUCCUCGCCGCCUCUCCUUCAGCGCAGCCGAGGAUGCUGUGCUAGGGUGGGACGAAGUCUACGACAUCAGCAACCUUAUCUCAUCCCUUGAAGGGCCCGCUACAACAUCAGCCGCCAUCCAGCAGCAGCACCUCUCCGACGGUACCCUCUUCAAAACCCAAGCCGAGCUCGCCCGCUCCCUGUAUGCGCACCUCUCUGCCCUCCAAUCCGACCUCUCGCCCUGGGUCUCCUCCAAGCUGUCGUCAGUCGAAAGCCUAGACGAGACAUUUACUCGGCAGCAGCACGAAUUACAGUCGCUCUACCUGCACGUCAGCGACGCGUACCAGCGCAUCCGACAUUCCGGGGAGGAGAUUGUGGGCGAAGAGCGCCAUAGGCUGAACGAGGCCGUGAAAGACGUGGAGGUUUUGGUAGCCAAGCUGGAGUACGAGAUUGGCGCGCUCGUGGACAAGGUACAGGAUGUGGAGGAUGGGGUAGAGAGAUUUGAGGCGCAGGUGGCAGACGUGGAGAGACGGGCGGAGGAGUUGAAGAACGUACUGGAGACGGAGACGUGGUUUCAUUGGUUCAUGAGGACGUUGACGGGCAUUGGCACAGGACCGAAUAUUACGCAGGGAGUCACUUCGAUGAAGAUGGGGGAGGAGGGUGACAAGAGGGAGUGAGGAGGUGAAGGGCCUGAUAUACUUCGUUCGGGGAAGGCAUGAUGGUGCUCUUGGGGGACCGAAGCUGAGAGGGCGCUUAAUCCACAGUGCUAGUGGGAGUACGUUGAGUGAUAUUAGGAGUUUGUUCUGUGGUUAUUUCCUUCUCUUGUUUUGGCAUUAGGCAAUCUGCAUCGUGCGGCGUUGGGACACACUUCGAGCAUAUAGGGUGACUAUAGACAGAUUGCCAUUAGGCAGAGUUAAUACAAAUAAUUAUUUUU
This is a messenger RNA of Neurospora tetrasperma FGSC 2508, 2894 nucleotides long. RefSeq lists its product as uncharacterized. The transcript is spliced from 2 exons. Bases 1 to 2637 code for a protein of 878 amino acids. Gene Ontology annotation, cellular component: Sin3-type complex. NCBI's taxonomy places the organism in Eukaryota, Fungi, Ascomycota, Sordariomycetes, Sordariales, Sordariaceae. The record is from RefSeq and is a predicted model, not a curated record.